Messenger RNA from Daldinia vernicosa, 1330 nucleotides. RefSeq lists its product as uncharacterized. Gene Ontology annotation, cellular component: mitochondrial intermembrane space. The coding region runs from base 266 to 1129 and encodes 287 amino acids. The record is from RefSeq and is a predicted model, not a curated record. Gene Ontology annotation, molecular function: protein-disulfide reductase activity. Lineage: Eukaryota; Fungi; Ascomycota; Sordariomycetes; Xylariales; Hypoxylaceae. Gene Ontology annotation, biological process: protein import into mitochondrial intermembrane space. The transcript is spliced from 3 exons.
CCCGAAUUUUGGCGCGCAUAUGUAAGUCGGUCAUUGUACCAGUAGACCGAUCCUUAUCUGGAUUCAGUUCAAAAAAUUUGGCAGCGGGUACUAAUUCUUAAUAUCUCGGAUGCUUGACGCUUGAUGCUUACAAACCAGUCUACAAACCAGUCUUCUCUCUGCGCAUAUUUCUUCUCACUCAUCAAACCCACUCAGGAGCUCAUACACUCUUUAAUAUUACUCUCACUCUUUUAGCCGUUCCCUUUACGCAUAGCUCGCCGGUAACAUGUAUAGAUCCGCCUUGCGAUCCACUCCUCGAGUCGCAAAUAAACUGCGACCAACUAUCAUCUCGCCCAAUGCACGACGCUUUGCUUCAACUUCCCCCACAGAUAAGAAACGAAGUUGGAAGAGCUCGGCUGUAAGAUGGGGUUUAGCUGCUGGUAUUGUGUAUUGGUAUAGCACCAGCGCAGUCUUUGCUGAAGAACCACUGCCUAAAACAUUAUCGCCGCCGCCCCAGUUCUCAGAUGAGGACCUCCCCACAGUAGAGGCCGUAGUCGCACAGAAGCGUCGAGAAGCCGAAGCACGACUGCAGAAAGCCGCAUCAUCUCCCGAGCCACCAACAGCUACCCUACCAUCCGAAACAUCUCCUUCCGCACCUGCUAAAGAUGUCGAGACGCAAGAUCAAACUACAUACCCGGAAGGAAGCCCCGAAGCUUUAGAAGAAGAGGCCGGUCAACAGGGAGCGUUCAACCCGGAGACGGGCGAGAUUAAUUGGGACUGCCCUUGUUUAGGAGGAAUGGCUCAUGGGCCUUGCGGCGAAGAGUUCAAGGCGGCGUUUAGCUGUUUCGUCUACUCCAAGGAAGAGCCGAAAGGGAUGGACUGCAUUGAUAAAUUCCAACACAUGCAAGACUGCUUCCGCCUUCAUCCCGAGGUAUACGGAGAGGAACUAGAUGAAGACGAGGCUCCCGCAGAGGGCACUCCUGAGAUUGCAACGGAGAAAUCCGCCGCUAAGACAUCACCUGGUGAAAAUGGUGCGGUAGCGAAAGUAGAAGAAACGACGCCGGCCCAAAGGUCAGCUAAGGCAGAUACGGAGGCUGCAGAGGUGGUAAAGGAGACUCAGAAGCAGAAUGUCCCCCCGGCGCAACCGUAAUAGAUGUCGAGUGCUUUGGGCAUUUGACGUACUCGAGUAUGGCGAGUAUGGCGAGUAUGGUCUCGUAAAAUAGAUACCUGGAGCCGUGCAUUUUGUACAACAUAAUACUGUGCAUAUUAUAGGGCACAUGAGAUACGGCGAAAUGAACCAAGCAACUCUUUCAACACAAGUUUUUUUCUUUUCCUUUUUUUUUUUUUUUUU